Acytostelium subglobosum LB1 is the source of this 627-nucleotide messenger RNA. RefSeq lists its product as hypothetical. The record is from RefSeq and is a predicted model, not a curated record. The annotation marks the transcript as partial. Gene Ontology annotation, cellular component: Golgi membrane. Gene Ontology annotation, biological process: protein secretion; vesicle-mediated transport. The transcript is spliced from 4 exons. Lineage: Eukaryota; Evosea; Eumycetozoa; Acytosteliales; Acytosteliaceae.
ACUAUGCAAGUCAAUGAGUUUGGAUUCAAUGAACCGAUUGGAUCAGCCGAGACCAAUCCAUUCAUUAAUCAACCAGCGGGUGGUGGUGGAGGUGGCGCAGUAUCAUUUGUUAAAGGCUUGAAGCAUCCAUGGGCAACACUGUUUCAUGUGGCGUUCAAGGUCGUGGCAAUACUAGUAUAUCUAUUCCCUUUUAUCUUUGGUGGAGGCUUCAUACUCAGCUUCAUAUUCUGUACUCUACUACUCAGCUUUGACUUUUGGACUGUCAAGAACGUCACUGGUCGACUACUCGUUGGUCUACGUUGGUGGAACCAAGUCAAAGAUGAUGGUACCAAUGAAUGGUACUUUGAACAAGCACCUGCAGAUGCGAAAUACAACCAAGCAGAAUCGAUCGUCUUUUGGUUGUCAUUAUACUUCACGCCAGUAGUCUGGGCACUCUUUUUCCUCUCCUGUCUCAUAUCCUUCAGCUUCAACUGGAUGAUAAUUACAAUCAUUGCACUCUCACUUAGUAUGGCAAAUAUAUAUGGAUUCUUCAAGUGCGCAAAGGGUAACAAUAGUAACAAUAGCAGUGGAGUCGCAUCAAACUACAUUGGACAGGCAUUAUUCAAUCGUGCCAGCAGCUAUCUCUAG